GCGUGUGAACCAAGAUGGCGGACUCGGUAGCGGCAGGUCCUGGAGAUGAAAAAGAGACGGAAAAGGAGGAUAAGGAGAGGGAGAAACUGGCUUUCCGUGCAACGACCAAUUCAGAGAUAAACAGCAAUGUGUCUGAGCUGACUGAGACUUUGGGGUUUUACGAGAAAAAGGCGAAAGAACAACGGGACACGCGCAGUGUGUCUGACCUGUCUCUGCUGAGGUUUGUCAGAGCUGAAUUGACGAGAGGAUAUUUUCUGGAACACAAUGAGGCCAAAUACACUGAAAGGAGAGAGAGAGUGUAUACCUGCCUGCGCAUCCCCAAAGAACUGGAGAAGCUGAUGAUCUUUGGCUUCUUCCUGUGUUUGGAUGCGUUCCUCUACGUCUUCACACUGUUACCCCUCAGGGUGUUGCUGGCACUCAUUAGGCUGCUAACGCUGCCAUGCUGCGGACUCAGUGGCUCUCGUCUCCUUCAGCCUGCUCAGGUGUGCGACGUGCUGAAAGGCUUCAUCAUGGUGCUGUGUUACUCCAUGAUGCACUACGUGGAUUACUCCAUGAUGUACCAUCUGAUCAGGGGGCAGUCUGUCAUCAAACUCUACAUCAUCUACAACAUGCUGGAGGUGGCAGACCGACUGUUUUCGUCCUUCGGGCAGGACAUCCUUGACGCUCUCUACUGGACAGCCACAGAACCCAAAGAAAAAAAGAGAGCUCACAUAGGUGUAAUCCCACACUUCCUAAUGGCUGUCCUUUAUGUCUUUCUUCAUGCCAUUCUGAUCAUGGUUCAGGCGACCACCCUAAACGUGGCAUUCAACUCCCAUAACAAAUCUCUGCUCACUAUUAUGAUGUCCAACAAUUUUGUUGAGAUUAAAGGGAGCGUGUUUAAGAAGUUUGAGAAGAAUAAUCUCUUUCAGAUGUCCAACAGUGAUAUCAAAGAAAGAUUCACCAACUAUGUGCUCUUAUUAAUCGUGUGUCUUAGAAAUAUGGAACAGUUCUCUUGGAACCCAGAUCAUCUGUGGGUGCUGCUUCCUGACGUGUUUAUGGUGAUUGCUUCGGAGAUGGCCGUAGACGUGGUGAAACACGCCUUCAUCACCAAGUUUAAUGACAUCCCAGCAGAUGUGUACAGUGAAUAUAGAGCGAGCUUGGCCUUCGAUCUGGCUAGUAGCAGACAGAAAAAUGCGUAUACUGACUACAGUGACAGUGUGUCAAGGAGAAUGGGCUUCAUCCCGCUUCCUCUAGCUCUACUGCUCAUCCGGGUGGUGACGAGCUCUGUGAGAAUCCAGGGUGCCCUCUCAGUCAUUUGUGUGCUCCUUUUUUAUUUUGGUAUGAUCACGCUAAAGGUGCUGAAUAGCAUCGUGUUGCUCGGAAAGUCGUGUGUGUACGUUAAAGAGGCGAAUAUGGAGGAGAAGCUGUUCCAGUCUCCCCCCUCUGCCACUCCCAGCAGAGCAUCCAGUAGGACUCAUCACGCCAAGCGCACACGAGAGCCAACAAGCGAAGCAGAAGAGGAGGGCUUAUCUUCGUCAGUUAUAAAUCAACCCGUCCAGCAGACGGCGAAACCCAUGCCAGAUCUCCCGACCAGCGCGUCGGAUCAGUUCCUCACGACGCCUGACGAGUCCGAGGACAAGAUUAUCACGCAGGAUGGGACAGAACUCAUCCACCGAGCUCCAAAGAAAGACCUGCUGGAGAUCGAUCGUUUCACGAUCUGCGGGAACCGAAUCGACUGACGCUCGACUGUACAGACCGACGAAAGCUGGAAGUUGUCUUUUGGCUUGACCUUUUGACAUUAGACCCUCUGCUCGAAGGAUCAAGGUAGAACCAGAAAGCAGGAUAUUUAUUAAAAAAGUGCACCUAAUUAAUUUAUUAGAAGUUUCAAAAUGAAACACGUUCACUUUUACCUUCUCCUCUGAACUGGACUCAAAGGCCUUUCCAAAGGUCCUCGACAGAACCAGGAACAGACCUUUUACCUUUUACCAUCUAGACAGACGGACAGAAAGAGAAGAGACUGAUCACUUCGGUCAUGUGACUAAACAAAGACCAAUGUUAAUAUGAGGUCAACCAAGUGGUGGCUUAAUAAGUGGCAUUUUCUUUCCCAUGUUAAGUUGCAUUUUCUUAAUUCUCUGAAAUUGUACUUGUUUGCUUUAUGUGCAACACUUUAUGUGAAGGUUCCCUUAACUAAUGUAUAGCAUGCAUUAACAUCAGAAAAGACCAGCAUUAUAAAAGCAUUAGUAAUCAAGGCAUGUAAACAGAUGAGUUGAUUGAUGUUUAUUGAAAGGCACGUGCAUUAACUGCAUUAUUUAGUCUGUGGAUAAAUUUAAUUUCAUAUAAAUUAGCAGAAAUUAAGGCGUAUCAUAUUCUUUAGGUUGGUCUGCAGGUUCAAUAUUCAAAACUUUAAUUAAUACAAACGUUAGAUACUUACAGCUUAUUAAUAUGAAAACUUCAUCAUAGAUGUUAACUCGUACAUUAAAUGUUAGUUACAGGAACCUUAACGUAAAGUCCAACUGAUAAGUAGCUCAGCUUUGUGUGUCUGCAUCGAUAAAUCCUCCACCUGGCUCGGAUAUCUCGGUUACAUUCAUUUUCUAAACUCACUUUGGACCACUGAAGUUAAGCACAAACAUACAGUGAGUAGAAAUAUCAGAAAUGUAUUGUGCUUUAACAGGUUUUUUUUUUUUUUUUUUUUUUUUUUUUAAUCUACUUUUCUGCCAGUCUUCAUUUAAGCUGAACACCUUGUUAAUAUCAUACAUUACACUUCAACGCUUGUGAAUUGCACAUUAGUUUGUUACAUAGACAUUAAACAUGUAAAGUUUAUACACACAGCCACAUCAGAAACUGGAUCAACACUAUAGACAGAAUCCAUUAGUUACCUGGAAGUUUAAUAGUCUACACGAGGUAAGUUUAGAAACUUUAUUUCCUGUAUAUAAUGAAAAAAGAGAUGUAUAUAUAUUUUUUGUCUCUGCCCCUUUUUUUAUUAAUUUUUUUUUUUUUUAAACCUCCCCCUUACAUGCAGAAUGCAUAUUCAAUGCUUUUUCAGUCACUUUAUUUUACAUUUCUUAUGGUGUAGAUUGAGUUGCUGUAUUUUGUUUCUUCUACUUUAACACAUUUUGCCAAACAGAAUUUGCUAUUAUUACGUUGUUUGUCAUACCAGUAAAGAUUCCGAUAUUCAGCAUAAUGCCAACUAAUUUAUGCAAUUUUACUGUGUGUGACAGUAAUACUGUGGUUUUGUAUACAUUUAAUUCUACAAAAGGUGUUCAAGUCAAACCAGGACUUCUGAUUGUGCAGAACACAGUUAUGAGAGUAAGAACUCCCCUUAUUUCUCUAUAUAAUCCCCUGCUACACUAAUACACUUAUUCCAGUCUUUCACUAGUGCUUGGAUACCAUCAAGGUAAAAGGUUUUCUUAUUAUGAUGUAGCCAUGAUCAGAGCAACUGCUUCAUGUCUGAAACGCUGGCCUCCCAGGAGCUCCUUUAAUAGCCCUGAUAUGUUAAAACGACAUUUACUCCAUCUAAAUGUUUUACUCCGACUAAGAGUCUCAUCACCGUACUUUGCUUAAUUUUAUCACAAGUCCUGGUUUGACAUGCACGGCCUUCGUACAUUGCUAAAUUGCCGUUUUUGAUUUCAUGCACUUAAAAAAGUUUGAAAAAGAUCAAGUUGAAGAAAAAAUAGCUCUGGGAACAAAACAACAAAUACAAUUUAAUGCACAUAAUUUGUUAAUUUCAAGACAUCAUUUUUUUUCAAUGAGCAUUACAUCUUGCACGAAUAUAACAUUCAUUUAUACAUAAAAGUACAUAGUAAGUAAAAAUAACUUUGGCAGUUGGUAUAAUAAUGGUGCUGAUGUUUGAGCAAGUAACAUGUCCACUUGUGUUCUCUGCUGUAAAUGUUAAAAAUCUAAAUUAAGCUCAAAUGAUCCACUUUAUGAUUUAGAGUGAGGUUCAGAAGGAAUUUUAAAUAAUGUUUAUUAAGGCGAUAUCGCCCCUUGCACCAUAAUUUAUUUAUGUAUGUCUAAAUAUGAUUUGGGAUGUUGAUAAAAUUGCAUUCAAAAAUAAUUCUCCUACAGCGUUGUGGACCAGUAAUUAUUUAACAAUUUGUAAAUUAUAGAGAUUUAUUAGAAUAUCUCCAAGAUUGUGAAGAAGUACUUAUUUGCUUAAAUGUGUGCUUUUUGUUUUUUUUCCAUGUAAAGACAUUCUGAAGAUUAAGAUCAUUUGCAAGAGUGUAUUAAAGUGUCAAAAUUGUUUCCCUGUUAAUGUUACACAAUGUUAUGUCCAGCCGUACCUGUGUGUUAAGAAUGGAUCUGAUUUUGAAGAAUUAAAUUAAGAAAGUAAAUGCGCUGAGGCAGAACAGUGUAAGUGACUUACAAAUAUGUUGUUGUUUUUUUUGAGGGGGGGGGUAAUUAAAACUGCCUAAACGUUCAAUAAUUCCAAUCAGAGCUUUCAUUUAACAUGUACAGCUGUCUAGAGAUGUUACUUACACGCUUCUGCUUUCAAGCCUUUAAGUUGUUCUUAUUUUUCUAAACUUUAGAAAUUCGUCAGGUCAUUACUGUUUUUUUUUUUUUUAUUAGUUUGUUUGUUUGUUUUUGUUUUGUACUGGAAGCCUUCAUACCAGCAUCACAUUAAUGGUUCAUUAAUGGUACCUCCAUAAACAUAUCACAUCACGUCAUGUAUUUUAUGCAUUUUUAUUUUAAAGCUGCUUUUUUCCUGAUUGUCCACACCAUCAGUCAGUUUCGUCCAUCAGUUUGAUAUUAUGAUCAACUUUUUUUUUUUUUUUGAGGAACAGAUUGAGAUUUUCACAUUAUUUUUAAGAAGGAUUUUCAGGCUAAGGGUAGAGGAGGAAGGAAUUGUGUUGGUGAAUAAAUGUUUUGU
Clarias gariepinus (North African catfish) is the source of this 4846-nucleotide messenger RNA. RefSeq names its product transmembrane anterior posterior transformation 1b (gene tapt1b). Gene Ontology annotation, cellular component: ciliary basal body; endoplasmic reticulum membrane. The transcript has 14 exons. NCBI's taxonomy places the organism in Eukaryota, Metazoa, Chordata, Actinopteri, Siluriformes, Clariidae. Gene Ontology annotation, biological process: maintenance of protein localization in endoplasmic reticulum; positive regulation of cilium assembly. The record is from RefSeq and is a predicted model, not a curated record. Bases 15 to 1718 code for a protein of 567 amino acids.